Molecule: messenger RNA, 2882 nt
Organism: Electrophorus electricus (electric eel)
Lineage: Eukaryota; Metazoa; Chordata; Actinopteri; Gymnotiformes; Gymnotidae
Product: serine/threonine kinase 17a like
Biological process (GO): intracellular signal transduction; protein phosphorylation; positive regulation of apoptotic process
Cellular component (GO): nucleus
Molecular function (GO): ATP binding; protein serine/threonine kinase activity
Source: RefSeq, a predicted model, not a curated record
CUCAAAAGUCUCAUCGCGCCAGGCUGCGUUUGCGGAGGUGCUUAUUGUCCGGAACGUUGGCACGCGAGCAUAAACUGUUAUUGCCGCUUAUGCACGGAGGCGCGCGGAUACUCAGAGCGAAAGGUCCACGUUCUCCUGGUUUCACUUAACGCGUUAGCGCUUAUCGCUCGCGCCUUACGUGUUUUUGAAUUUCACGCGCGGAACAGGCAGACCAGAGCCGAGAGUCUCCCCGCGCGCGCAGGUCCCGCUCACCUGAUGGACUAAACGUGCAGGUUCAGGGCUCCUAAUUUCAUCUGCACUGUAACCUCGGGACUACCAUGCUGGACUCCGCCGUCACGAGCAAGAGCGGGAUGGUGACAAAGGUCCACACGCGCAUAAGGACUGACCUCUUUAAGAACAACUACGACCUCGUGGGCAAGGAGUUGGGCAGAGGCAAAUUUGCUGUGGUGAAGAAGUGUGUGGAGAAGUCCACAGGGCAGGAGCGGGCGGCCAAAUUCCUGCGGAAGCGUCGGAAGGGCCAGGAUUGCCGGGGAGACAUCCUGAACGAGAUCGCUGUGCUGGAGGCGGCCAAGGCCAACCCCUACGUGGUGGGUCUGCACGACGUCUACGAGACCAGCACGGAAAUCAUCCUGGUGCUUGAAUUUGCUGCUGGGGGGGAGAUCUUCAACCAGUGCGUUGCCGAUAAUGACGAGGCCUUCACAGAGAAAGAUGUCAUUCGAUUGGCUCGACAGAUCCUAAUGGGCGUGGCUUUUCUACAUUGGAACAACGUUGUCCAUUUGGACUUGAAGCCUCAGAACAUCCUUCUAACCAGUGCACAGCCUCUGGGUGACAUCAGGAUUGUGGAUUUUGGACUGUCACGCUGCGUGGACGCCACGUCGGAACUGCGGGAGAUUUUGGGCACUCCGGAGUACGUCGCUCCUGAAAUUCUCAACUAUGAACCAAUCAGCACAGCUACAGACAUGUGGAGCAUCGGUGUGCUGACCUACGUGAUGUUGACGGGCGAGUCGCCCUUCCUGGGAGAGGAGAAGCAGGAGACGUUCCUCAACAUCUCCCAAGUCAACGUGGACUACUCCCAAGACGUCUUCCAUGGAGUCUCCGCCCUUGCCGUGGACUUCAUCCAAUCGCUGCUGCAGAAGAACCCGCGGAAGCGGGCGACGGCGGAGGAGUGUUUGGACCAUCCCUGGCUAAACACACAUCUGACCUCCCUUGCUGCUCCCACCAUGCCUGAUGAGCAGGAGGCCAGCCAAUCAGAAUCUGAGCCCGAGAGCCCCGCCCCUUCCCUCGGGCUGGUCAGUCCUCCGUACCCCACAUAUCCCACAUACCCCGCGCAGGGAGAGUUGAAGGCGGGCCGAGAUGCAUUCAGCUUCUCCGAGCCGUUCCCCACCCGGACGGACAUACAGCCGGAGCUCAUCUGUUAAAGAGCGACGUGUGUGUGAGAUGAGGCUGGAGUUGUGAUGUCUCCCUCACAUACACCAAGAAUCAGCUCAAACUGGCUUCAAUUGAUUUCAGUUUGACAUAGGUGGUCCAUUCAGGUGUUUUGGGUCCCAACUGUGUGUGCGUGUGUGUGUGUGUGUGUGUGUGUGUGUGUGUGUGUGUGUGUGUUGCAGGUUAACAUGCUUGUCUAUGAAUUUCUUUGGGUACUGUGAGUAUGAGGGGAUGUGUUGACACUCCUGGUUUAUAAAUAUUAACGCGUGUGUGUUUUGACAUGCAGGCGCUGUUAACCAACCCUUCCAAAGCCCAGAAUAAAGAAAUUAACUUAAUAAAACUUUUAAAGUACACCGCUGGGCACUUGUGUGGUCAGCCAGAAUUAAACAAGCAGGUCGUUCUAUUUAUGAUGGUGUUCUGCGCACACACAUGCGGUCUCUGGCCGUCCGUUUGGUGUCAGCAGAAACUUCUAGAGGAACUGAUGAGGAACUGACUCUGGAUCUGCCUGGUGCACGCUUAGAAGAAGCAGAGCUAAACCCUCAACACCUGUAAAUGUUAACAGAAGCCUGAGCAACACGGGUAUUGACCUGUCCAUCUGCUGAACACCCAUCCCCCCCAGAGGGUGGAGCUCAGAGACUCUCCUGUCCUGUCCAAUACGCCAUGCGAACGGUUUGCAGUGAAGCUUCUAAAGAACUGAAUUUAAGUUUUGUUCAAGCACUUUUAAAAAAAUAUAUAAAUAGAAAAAAACUAAGUUCAUAGUGAGUGCUGAACACAACUGACUAGUUAGAGAUGAUCUCACAUGUUCACACUCCACCUACUGUAACCUGGUUCUCACGACUGUGUUCACACUCCACCUACUGUAACCUGGUUCUCACGACCAAGUACCGUAAACCCCACCCUUCUGUAAACUUGCUUGGAACGUUCUGCUGUAGUUGCACAUCACUCCAGUGUAGUACUUUUGUUUUACGGGACGUUAUUUUCCGUCUCGCCACACCAACCUUUUUUACAUCUGGAUGUUUUGUUUGUAACGUUUGUGCUGUUUGAGCAUACGGAGCGAAGAAAACGUCCCCCUCCCUGUCUUGGAGAAACGUCAUCCUGUGGAGUGUCUGGAGAAACAGCAGUGACGAUGGAUGAUGGUUUUUAGGUGACGCUUGUCCAUGUGAGGUCACUGGGAACUGACCUCUGUGCCCCUGGGAACUAUGGGACAUUAGAUAGCACUGUGUGUGUAUGUGUAUUUAAUUUAAAAAAAGUAUACAUUUUUGGUUUUAAAAGAACAUUGUGUAAUAUGUGUAUUUUUCUAAUUUUCUUUGUAUUUUGAAGAUGUAAAAAAUCUAAAGAUUGUUGUAAUUAGAGUUUUAAACUUUUCUCUUGUCCUUGAGCAAGUGGAUUAACUUCUGGUCCAAUAACAACGGCAUUGCUGGCAAAGUACUGAACAAUAAUAAAAAUGUUUUCUAUCA